AUGCUACCAGUGUUGCCUGACGAUCUUCUCCUCCGUUUGUUAUCUUUCUGUGAGCCAGAUGAUGUCAAUAAUUUCUGUUUAUUGGAUAAAAGAUCCAACGAAUUUGUGCAGAAUUUUCGAUGGCAUUUGCCCAGACAAGACUCCAAUUGCAUUGUUCGAAUUGAUGCCAAUGACAAUGUUUAUAUAAAAAUGUCGCCGGCCACCGUCUUCUCCAUCAACCAGCGAUGCAAAAAGUUUGUGUUGUAAGUCCCCGUUCAAAUGAAAAUUAUUUUAUUUUAGUUCUCCGCGAUCAAAGCCUUUGGAUGACUCGGUUUUUUCGGCUUAUAAUAUCCAUAACCUGGCUAUUAUUGGGACUCAUUCAAAAGUGUGCAAAGUCACUCCUUCACUCACUGACUGGAUUCAACUUCAAUUGAAUAACAAAAACAUACCUCAACUCCAACAUAUAUCCCUCAAAUAUCUCGAUUUCUCAUCACUUUCAUACACGGAUUUCUCGAAAUUAUUUGAAAUCAUCGGAAUCAAUGGGAAAGUCAGUAUUAAAAACUGUAUUUUCCCAGUUAUUUCAAUGAUUUAUGAUGUUUUCCUUCAAGUCGGGAAGUUUGAAUAUGUUGUGGAAAAUGGCAAUACGAUCAAAGAGCUGGACUACAACGUGGAGGAGAUGGUCAGGUUGACAGAAAAUGUUUUGGAUACUGUAAUUUCGGGGUGUUCUACUAAGCUGGAUCUGUCUAGUCUGGUGGUGCCCUCGGUUGGAGUUAUCGUCAAGUUCAUUCAAGUAUGAGAUCAUUUGUAUAACUCAGCAACGAGUAAUUUUAUUUUAGAAAUGGCGAAUGACUCGAGAGCCCAAUGAUUUCUCCCAACUUUCUUUCCAAUUUCUUCCAAAUAAGGGAGAUCUAACCCAUUCUUUACUUCAAAUCCCCAAUGCCAAGACAGUUGCAGGCACAAAUGUCGUCAGUAUUAACAAUAAUCAUGAUCCCACGUUGGUUAUUUUUAUUCAUAUUCAACAGCUUUAUAUUCACUUGGGUGUCAAGUCGAUCAUUUUUUAAAAUUGCACAUGUAGAGUAAUUCAACAAAAUUUUUAUGACUUUAAUCUUGGUAAGCUCAUUGCAGGAGCUCUGGUGCACUUAUAAUAUAA
Molecule: messenger RNA, 1129 nt
Organism: Bursaphelenchus xylophilus (pine wood nematode)
Lineage: Eukaryota; Metazoa; Nematoda; Chromadorea; Rhabditida; Aphelenchoididae
Source: the annotation of a GenBank genome assembly